UUUGACAUCAUUCAUCUCCAUCAUGCCGAGCAUCCACCCGACGUUUGCCGACGCGAAGAAACUCCAUGCGUUGCAUGCCACGGACAAAGACUUGUUGCCGAUCUACUUGGACUUGACGGCAGACUUGGACACUCCUGUGAGCGUCUACUUGAAGCUGCGCCAGCAGCAAACAGGGGACGUGAAGCAGUCGUUCCUUCUCGAGUCCAUCUUCCCAGGCGAGAACAUUGCGCGGUACUCGUUGAUCGGCACCGACCCGUUGAAAACGCUACUCUCUGGCCCCAAUUGCGCGUACAAGGGCGACCCGCUUGUCCAGUUGGAGCAGGAAAUGAAGACGUUUCGCGUGGUCCACUUGCCUGAACUCGACGUGCCCAUGACGGGAGGCGCCGUGGGGUACUGCAGCUUCGACGCCGUGCGCCACUUUGAGCCGACAGUCGGUCCGUUCGUGGACAAGCAGACCGACAUCUUCGGGAUUCCCGAAAGCAUGUACAUGCUGUUCAACACGAUCGUCGUGUUCGACCACGUGUUCCACUCGCUCAAGGUGGUGACCCAUGUCAACAUCCACGGCGACUUUGACGCCGAGUACCAAGCCGCGAGUGACCGCAUCCUCGCCAUCCAGGGCGUCUUGGACGCGCCGCUCGCUCGUUCCAGCAGCAGCGCGCACGUCAACGACAAGACGGCGCUCACGGAAGUGGAUUACGAAGCCAUUUCGAACGUCGGGCGCGACAAGUACAUGAACUUUGUCACAACGUUGAAGACCCACAUUGUCGACGGUGAUAUCUUCCAAGCCGUGCCAUCUCACCGCCUCAACAUCCCGUUGCCGGCCACCGUGACCAGCUUCGACUUGUAUCGCCAAAUGCGCGUAAUCAACCCGUCGCCGUACAUGUUUUACUUGGAUUUUGCCGACGGAUUGGAAGUGGUGGGAGCGUCGCCUGAAAUGCUUGUGAAAGUCAACCACGAGCGUAUCGUGGAGACUCAUCCGAUCGCUGGCACUCGACGCCGCGGACACACGGCUGCCGACGAUGCGGCGUUAGCCGACGAACUCCUCGCUGACGAAAAGGAACGGGCAGAACACAUCAUGCUAGUGGACUUGGGCCGCAACGACGUCGGCCGAGUGGCGGUGCCCGGGUCUGUCAAGGUCGAAGCACUCAUGAAGAUUGAAAAGUACUCGCACGUGAUGCACAUUGUGUCGGUCGUGAAAGGCGAGUUGCGCCAAGACAAGUCCAUCUACGACGCAUACCGCGCCCUCUUCCCCGCGGGGACCCUCACGGGCGCGCCCAAAGUUAAGGCCAUGCAGCUGAUCUGCGGGUUGGAACAGGAGCGGCGCGGCAUUUACGGCGGGUCCGUCGGGUACAUCGGCUUCAACGGGGUGCUCGACACGGCCAUCGCCAUCCGCACGAUCGUCGUGCACAACCGCCGCGUGUACUGCCAGGCGGGCGCCGGCAUCGUGUACGACUCGGACCCCGCCGCCGAGUACCAUGAAACUAUCAUCAAGCUCGGGUCGGCCGUUCGGACGGUGGAAAAGUGUGUGCACCACAAGGAAUCCAACGCGUAAGCUACGCGACAACGUGAAGAAGUUGACAGGAACCUACACAAUAUACUGUAAUGGGCAUACUAGAGUUGUGUAUAUUGUACACGUCUGUCAUGUAAGGAGCG
This is a messenger RNA of Aphanomyces astaci, 1653 nucleotides long. Its product is annotated as anthranilate synthase component I. Gene Ontology annotation, molecular function: anthranilate synthase activity. The record is from RefSeq and is a predicted model, not a curated record. Gene Ontology annotation, biological process: L-tryptophan biosynthetic process. The transcript is spliced from 7 exons. Bases 23 to 1552 code for a protein of 509 amino acids. NCBI's taxonomy places the organism in Eukaryota, Oomycota, Saprolegniomycetes, Saprolegniales, Verrucalvaceae.